UUCCGCAAGAAGCCCCGCCCUUUCCUUUUUGGGGGGCGAGGAGCCGGUUCACCUCACAGAGCGGCCGCCAUUUGCGUCGCUGCUGUGCUGCUGCCCAGGAUGAAGAUCUGGAGCUCAGAGCACGAGUUCGGACAUCCAUGGGAAACUGUAAUAAAAGCUGCUAUGCGAAAAUACCCCAAUCCUAUGAACCCAUCAGUGGUAGGAGUUGACGUCUUGGAUCGAAGCCUUGAUAAUCAAGGAAGGUUGCAUAGUCACCGGUUGCUUAGCACUGAAUGGGGCCUACCAAGUAUUGUAAAAGCGAUUCUGGGAACGAGUAGAACUGUCACAUACAUUAAAGAACAUUCUGUGGUUGAUCCUGUGGAAAAGAAAAUGGUACUGAGUUCAACAAAUAUAACACUCACAAAUCUUGUGUCAGUUGAUGAACGAUUAGUGUACACGCCUCAUCCUGAAAACCCAGAAAAGACUUUGCUAACUCAGGAAGCAAUUAUCACCGUAAAAGGUGUCAGCCUCAGUAGCUAUUUGGAAUCUUUAAUGGCGAGCACAAUAUCUUCUAAUGCUAGAAAGGGCCGAGAAGCCGUAGAGUGGGUGAUUGGCGAACUAUCCUCCACGCGUGACAGCAUGAAAUCCACAAUGGCAGCUGCUUCAAUGGAAGAUUGACGAACUAUGACAAAUGUUAUUUUUCCAUUAGAUUUUUUUUUGCCAAAAUGAUACUCCAUAGUUUUUAAAGAGAUGUAUAUAUAUUUGUUUAUAUAAUGAGACUCUUACAGGACAGAAGCGACAUUUUUAAAUGUAUUUUGAAGCUUCCAUGGGACCUUCUAGUUGCCUGAAGUGCAGAUUGACAUAACUGUAUUUUUAGUUUUUUCACGGCUUUAACUUGAACUGUUGGCUUACUCCAAGUAUGGAAACCUCAAGUCCUACUGAAGUAAUGGCUUUUGAAGUCCAAGUGGAGGAUUAGAGUCUGCAUAAGUACCAUGCUUUGAUAAACAAACUAAGGGAGUUAACUUUUUUAUUAUGUAUUCCAUUGUGCCCCCUGCUUAGUAUUUAUUAUUUUCUUUAGAGGUGCAGCUACCGGUCUUCUGUAAAGGACAAAGGUACAAAAAGCACUGGAGAUUUAACCAAUCUCUAAUAGCUCGUUUUGAAUAUGGGAGGAUAAGGAACGACAGAAGAGGAGAUGACCAAGCUUGUCCAGUGGGCCUUCCUCAGAGCUUGCAAUCUAGGAUCUUCCAGAGGUUAAUUCCUAUCAAUCCUAGUUAGUAUGGCCAAUUGGCAGAGACGAUGGGACUUAUAAUGCCGCACAUCUAGAAGACAACAAGCUGGUUACUGCUGGCCUGCAAAGGUCAGCAGUAGAGCCUACUUUAGUGGAACCUCUUUGGGAGUCAAAUACUACUGGGGCUCUUGCAUAACAGGGCUCCUUGGUGGUGAAUUGUGCUCUCUUGUGAAAGAGGCCUUCUGAACCUUGGUCUUUGUGGGGACAAGAUUGUCUUGCACUGUUUAAAUGCAGAAUAUUUUACCUCUGAUUAUUUAUGCUCAGCCCACAGUUAGGGACAGAGGAACUGUCCUGCUGCUAGCACAAAAUGGCUUGACUCUUUGUUAUCCCCCUUAUUUGUUCAUCCAGUAGGUAUUUUUUCAGAUAUAUAUUCAUUGUGGUCACUAAUGUGAAGAUAACUGAUAUCCUAGUGGAAAGUUAGGACUAAUUUAAUAUGUAGUUCUUAGUACUAAGAAAAUAACCUUCAGAUAUUUUGAUAACUUGGCUGCAUAUCUUGCUUUUAUUUUUCUGUAACGGAUGCUGAACUGCAGAAGGAAUUUCCAUCCCAGUCCAAAGUAACACUUAUGGAAUAGUUCUCUCGAAAUUGGAAAAAAAUAAAUGGGAAAACCCUUGUUUAACAAAGGUUGAGAUGACUGUGUAGCGUGAUACUUCAGACAGAAGAUGAGUUAAAAAGAAGAGAGAAAAGCAGAGUAAAACUUUUUAAUGAAAUGGAAAUGGUUUUGAAAGUUUACGUAAAUUUGGAGGCAGUUAAAUUUUGUAUUAAACAUGUUAAUUUAGAUUAACAUCAUUAACAAUUCAUUGAAUCAUGCGAAGGCUGAUCCCUUGGAAAUUGUAUAGUAUAUAAACCUAGAAACAUCUUAGGCCAAGUGCAUUUUCAAGCCUUCUGUAUUUCAGAAUGGUAAAAGAGUUCCCUACAUAGAUUUGAAAAUUUCUGCUGUCUACAUACAUCCAGUAAGAAAAUAAUAUUGUUUUCCUUUCUUCAAA
Molecule: messenger RNA, 2251 nt
Organism: Anolis sagrei ordinatus
Lineage: Eukaryota; Metazoa; Chordata; Lepidosauria; Squamata; Anolidae
Source: RefSeq, a predicted model, not a curated record